Messenger RNA from Colletotrichum acutatum, 1520 nucleotides. Its product is annotated as short chain dehydrogenase. The record is from RefSeq and is a predicted model, not a curated record. Gene Ontology annotation, molecular function: oxidoreductase activity, acting on the CH-OH group of donors, NAD or NADP as acceptor. Bases 358 to 1167 code for a protein of 269 amino acids. The transcript has a single exon. NCBI's taxonomy places the organism in Eukaryota, Fungi, Ascomycota, Sordariomycetes, Glomerellales, Glomerellaceae.
UCGCCCCGCAACAGCCCCUCCUUCCGUCUGACGAUACAGAGCUCUACAUAAAUGGCCCACGGCGGCGACCUUCAAUGACGCACGUGGAGGAGCUCACUCUCAUUUGAAAUCAAGACCUUCCAACUCACUCUCACUCUCAUUCCUCACUUACAACUCACUCACGACUCACGACUCAAUCACGCAAUCGGCUUCACCACUUUAUCAAUCUUAUUUAAGCUUAAGCUUAAAACUUUUGCAAAAGUUAGAACAGCAGAACCAAACCUUCAAGGUCUCAUCCCGCAAUCUAUCCGCACUCGGGCCAAGCCCCUCCCCUCACACAGACACCCGUCACACAAUUACACACAUCUCACAGACACAAUGGCGACCCGCCUUCCCGGCACGACCGUAAUCGUCACCGGCUCCGGCGGCGGCCUAGGCAAAGCCAUCGCCGAAGCCUACCUCGUCGCCGGCGCCAACGUCGUAAUCUCCGACAUUAACGAGGACCGCGUCGCCGCCGUCACCUCGGAAUACCGCGACACCUACGCCGGCAAGCUCCACGGCAUCGUCGUCGACGUCACCUCCGAAGACUCCGUCCAGUCCCUCAUCAAGGGUACCGUAGAACGCUUCGGCCGCCUCGACGUCGUCGUCAACAACGCCGGCGUCAUGGAUAAGUUCGACCCCGCCGGCGACUGCACAAAGGAGACCUGGGACCGCGUCCUCGCCAUCAACCUCACGGGUCCGUUCCUGACGACAAAAUACGCCGUCAACCAGUUCCUCGCCCAGGGCGGCGCCAGCGGCAGCGGCGGGCCCGCGGGGCUAAUUGUCAACAUCGGCUCCAACGCCAGCUACCGCGGCCUCGCUUCCGGCAUCGCCUACACGGCGUCCAAGCACGGCGUCAUGGCCGUCACCAAGAACACGGCGGGCUUCUACGGCGACAAGGGCAUCUACUCGGUCGCGCUGCUGCUGGGCGGCAUGGACACCACCAACAUCAUGGACGCCUUCGCCGAGGGCGUCAACCAGGCCGGCAUGGCCAAGGUCACUGCGGGCAUGCCCGAGUACAAGCGCGGCGAGACGGGGCUGGACCCGGCUGCUGUGGCGAAGUACUGCGUCUUCUUGACGGAUAAGGAUAUUGCGUCAUCGGCGAACGGGAGCUGUGUCGUUCUCAACAGGAACUGGCCGCACGCCUGAGUCUGGCUUCUCUUCGUUGAGGUUUGGGGAAGAAGGCGGAUCGCGGAUGGGAAAAGAGCCACGAACAUUGCUCAUAAGCUUGUGAUUGAUGAGAUGGGAGAGCAGCUUGGAGUAACCUACUUAUAGGAAAGAUACCUUAUGAAUGUUAUUUACGAUUGCCAAAUGCCAUCAUCUGUGCUGGACUAAUUGGCAUGCCAUCGAGACUGUAAAGUAUCUGAUCAAGUCAAAAAAUAUGAUGGCGCUGCUCGCUCAGGCAGGAUUCAAUCACACUGGGACCAUGCGUGACGAUCAAAAUCACUUGAGAAGCGAGCACUCAUGCAUGGUAAAGAGGUCAAAAAGAAUACAGUCCCUAC